AAACCAAAUUUUACCGAAGAAAAGGCGAUGUUUCUUGAUCCGCAGGGCAGAAAAGCCAGCAGGGUGUGCUGUUAUCCACAAGAAAAUAUGCAGAUUCAGACACACCUCCUGUUGUUGUUAUGAAUAUAAAUUUUUCCACGAUGAUACUAGAUGUCACGUGGACCUUAAUGGGCCAGAUAGGGGAGGUUUGUGAAAAUCUGACCCCUUUUCAAGAAAUUGUAGAUUGAUCGCAGAGUUCGGCUUCGUAGGGGAAUGAGUAAUCACGCAACAGCGCAAACUGUGAUUUCAUUCGUGAAUUGUGUAGUCGGCAUCCAACUUUCCCUUAAGUCGUCGCUCCGUCAUAUUUCCAUCAUGCUACCUACGCUCUGUCUCUUUUUCAUCCUACCUGCCGUGAUUUUUGGCGCCAAAGAAAGAUCCGAUCGUCUGCCUGUGAUCUCCAUACCAAAUCAGGGCGACAUCAAGGGGGUUGAAAUUUCGAAAAAUCGGGUCCACAAAAUAAUCGCCUACUACGGUAUCCCAUAUGCACAUCCCCCGUUGGAACACCUGCGAUUCGCGCCACCCAUGACCGAGCCCCUUCCUUCAUGGGAAGGUGUCAGGAAUCUGACCACAUACAUGCCAUCCUGCCUGCAGAAUCCAGAGGAUUUCAGGGAUGAAGAUCUUCCAUUCUUCAAGCUGAUUGCGAACACCACAGAUAUGGACCUCAACGAAGACUGCCUCUACUUGAAUGUUUUCGUACCAACUGGAAAUGUUCCAACCGCAGGAUUUGCCACCAUUAUUUGGCUACAUCCUGGGCACUUCACGACUGGGAGUCCUGCCUUCUGGAAUCCCCACGCUCUGGUUUAUCGCCAGAGAGUCAUCGUCGUGACUGUCGCAUUCCGCAUAAAUAUUUUCGGAUUUUUGACGACCAUGGACGGGGAAGCACCUGGCAAUUUUGGCCUUAUGGACCAGCAAGCUGCCAUGACCUGGGUUAAGAACAACAUAGACAAAUUCUCAGGAAAUCCAAACAAUAUCUGCCUAAUGGGGUACGGAACUGGUGGUACAAGUAUUGGGAUCCACAUGAUAAACCCAGAAUCUAAAGAACUCUUUCAUAAGGCGAUAAUCAUGAGUGCGAACGUUUUGAGUUCGACUGAAAUCAAAAGACCAAUUGAAGAGAAGGAAUACCUAGAUAAUAUAGCACAUACUUUCGGCUGUAUAAGAACCCCAACCUCUCAGUUAAUCGACUGUUUGAGGAGAGCUGAAGGUAAAGAUCUCAUUCAGUUCACGUCAAAUACAAACUGGAAGCCGGUAAUUGACGCAGGCUUGAGUAAUAAAUCUUCAGGGUUCAUUCCAGAACCCCCAAACAUAUAUUUCGAAAGAGGGGAGUUUCAUCAGAUACCGAUAUUAACGGGUUACACACAUAUGGAGAAAGUUCUUGGGGUUAAAGGUUUGGACCAAAUAAAAAAUAUGAACGAAAAUGCCAGUACAGAUUUUCUGAACGCCUUGCUUAAGGAAGUCAUAACUUCUGACACCAUUUUUCCGAAUAUAACCGACCCAAACUGUGCAUCAAACAACAGCGAACAUAUCACAGAUGCUAUAUCUUUCUUUUACGGUUCCUCUAGCCCUUCACCAGAUUCUAGAGAAAUAAGGAAGAUUAUAGCCGAUUUCACGACUGAAAAGAAUUUUGCUGCUUCUACUUUCCUCCUUGCAACUUAUUCCAGCAAGUUCCAACCAACUUUUAUGUACAGAUUUGAUAUGAAACCCGUAACGGCUUCGGCAGUGGAGCAAAUACCAGACUGGGUGACUGUGCCUCACCUGUUUGACCUGUUAUAUCUCUGGGGAGUGCCUUACUGGGCUUCAUUAGACGAAACUCAGUGGGAAUAUUCAGAUAAAAGAAUAUCAGACACGAUAAUGUCACUCUGGACGAAUUUUGCAAAAUCUUCGGAUCCCUCAGUUGGAAGUAUAUAUCCAAUAACUUGGGAACCUUUCAAGCCCGAUAAACCAGGAGUUCUCAUCGUGAAUGGGACUUUCGAUAUGAGUAAUACAAAAAAUUUCAACUAUAAAGCUUUCGAAUUUUGGAACGAUUAUUAUCCUAAGGUUGUAAAAAUGGCUUCCCAAUGUUGUUCCUAUACAGAUUCGUCUACAAAUAUCACUUUUUCGCGAUAUCUGUUCACAUUAUCUGUAACUAUACAACUUUUAUAUUAUCUCUUAUUCCGCUAAAACUUUUCUGUGAAAAUAUUUUUUAUAAUUUGACUGGAAUUAGUGAAUCAAACUAUGUAAAAUUGUAUUAGGUAUUAUGUUAGCUUGCGUUCGACAUUAAAUGAUAUUUCGACUAGUGAUAUAUAAAAUGAAGUAUUGUUAUAUUUAUUGUCAGCCUUAGUUAUAUAUUUAACCUUUGUACCCAAUAUUUGAUAUUGAACUUUCUCGAAUUCCCUAGACGGAUUUUUUUUGUUACAAAAGUGACGAAUCCAAUUAAUACAUAUCAGAACUUGCAUAUCUCUUAAAUUUGGAUACCUUAUCUCUCUAUAACUAGAUAAAAUUGUACAUAAAUAUCUUUUAUUCUUAGGUCUAAUGCGAGUUGUAAUAUUGAUACAAUGGUAUAUUUUCAAUAAAUAUACAUUUUCAUCAACUUUA
Molecule: messenger RNA, 2610 nt
Organism: Coccinella septempunctata (seven-spotted ladybird)
Lineage: Eukaryota; Metazoa; Arthropoda; Insecta; Coleoptera; Coccinellidae
Product: carboxylesterase 1C
Exons: 2
Coding region: 253-2196 (647 amino acids)
Biological process (GO): neuron cell-cell adhesion; synaptic vesicle endocytosis; presynaptic membrane assembly
Cellular component (GO): postsynaptic membrane; synapse; cell surface
Molecular function (GO): signaling receptor activity; neurexin family protein binding
Source: RefSeq, a predicted model, not a curated record